Messenger RNA from Ustilaginoidea virens, 489 nucleotides. RefSeq lists its product as uncharacterized. The record is from RefSeq and is a predicted model, not a curated record. The transcript has 2 exons. Gene Ontology annotation, cellular component: nucleus; cytoplasm. Gene Ontology annotation, molecular function: endopolyphosphatase activity; bis(5'-adenosyl)-hexaphosphatase activity; diphosphoinositol-polyphosphate diphosphatase activity. Bases 1 to 489 code for a protein of 162 amino acids. Gene Ontology annotation, biological process: diadenosine pentaphosphate catabolic process; adenosine 5'-(hexahydrogen pentaphosphate) catabolic process; diadenosine hexaphosphate catabolic process. NCBI's taxonomy places the organism in Eukaryota, Fungi, Ascomycota, Sordariomycetes, Hypocreales, Clavicipitaceae.
AUGUCCGGCCCUGGGAAGGAGACCACGGACGGUCGGUCGAUGCAGUCGCGAACAGGGAGAAAUAAGCAAAGAUACAACUCUAAAGGCGAGCGACUAGUUGCUGGGGUGGUCCCCUUAAGCCCCGAUCAGAAUUUCGUCCUGCUUAUACAGUCGACGCGACGCAAGGGCUGGGUGCUCCCGAAAGGAGGAUGGGAGACAGACGAGACUUGCGAGGAGGCGGCGACUCGCGAGGCCUGGGAAGAGGCCGGGAUUACCAUACAGAUUGACUACGAUUUGGGCACCAUCGACGAAAAACGCCCGCCAAAGUCAUCCAAGGACAGGGCCAGGUACUCAUUCUUCCAGGCAACCGUGCUGGCCGAGAUCGAGGACUGGCCGGAAAAACACAAAAGAGAACGCCAAUGGUUUACCUAUGGGCAAGCUUUAGACAUAUUGUCAUCAAGACCUGAACUCCAGGAGGCACUUCAACGCUCAACCAUGAACCAGCUGUAG